CGCGUCUUUGACGCCUAAUGAAUGGUGCUGUGUUUAUUGUAACUUCAAAAUUUGUUGUAUCGACAAAGAAAACUCCAGCUUUUAUCGCAAUCGAUGUAUUUUAUUGUAAAUGUCUGUCCACAUCCAAACCAAACAGUAACAAUUUAAACUGAGUUCAUAUCAAAUGUAUGUAUCAAGCCUUCAUGUAUAACUAUCAACUUGAGCCGGGGUUUUGCGGUUGACGUACACAGAGUGCUCAUGCAUGAUUGCGGGAAGGAUGAAUUAUACUGUAUUCCCAGCCGUAGGCUUUGGCAGCAACAAAGCUUGGAAGAUUGACGACUCUAAGUAAAAUUUCAGCUGUUCUCAUCGUGCUCACUGAAUAGGACGAUGUAAUGACCCGCAGAGGAACUGGGUCAGGACAUUAGAAAGGGUUUCUUGGGUGGAUGGAAAGGCAGGUCCAGUCCAGUUGAUCAAGAGAAUGAACAAAAACAUAAGCUGCACAAAUCACUACAGAGAUGUAUUAAUUAUAAUCCAAACAAAGUUAAUAGAUGAUGCUGAAAGUGUGUAAUCACAAUUUUUGUCGGAGAUAAACAGAUCAUUGUUUAAUAGAUACUCAUACAAGAUGAUAGUAUAAUAUUGAAAUAGAGUAAUGGCCACUUCUCCAAGCCGCAUGAGUACAACACUUCCUGCUAACACAAGUACAUCCCUUGCUGAAGAUGGAAGGAAAUGGUCGUCUUUAGACGCACAUCAACAAGGACCUGAACCUUUCCAAUCCAUACCUGCUCAAGAACUACUCAAAGACAGCUGUAGCAAAUGUGGAUGGAUAAGAAAAGAGGGAGGAAGUGUAAAAUCCUGGCGUGACAGAUAUAUCAUCUUGCACAAAGGCUGCAUGUAUUAUUACAAUACUCCAGAUGCUAAAACUACAGCUGGUAAAUUUUCUCUCAGUGGAUACAGAUUGUCCCCAGCACCAGAGAAAACUUCCAAAUUUCAAUGGACUUUUAAAUUAGUUCAUUUACAACCAGAAAAAAGGACUUACUACUUUGCUGCAUAUUCUGAACAAGAAAUGAAUGAAUGGAUGAACAGUAUAGUAAGUGAUAUGAGAGAAUACUGUGGGACAGGAAGACAAAGCAUCAUAGAGCCAAAUGAUAAUGCAGAGCUGGAGUACUGCUACCCUGAAGUAGAACCUAAAUUUGACCUGGAACAAUUAGCAACAAUGUUUGGAAAACCUCAACCACAACCAGCAUUAGAACCAAUGUACUGUCCACCCCCUGAAAUGGGUUCUCCACAAGUGCAAAGAAAACCCCUGCCUCCUCAGAGACCUGCAUUUCCUUCACCUAAGCCACUUCGAGGAGGGUUCAGCUACACUGGCAUUCCAACUCCUGUGCCAGGCCAAGGAGGUGCUUCAUUAGGGGCAGUCAGACAAUCUCCUGGAAGGACAAGUCCUGAUUUUCCCCGCAAGUUAAGUGAUCCUCCUGCUCUACCGGCAAGAAAGGGAAAACCAUUAGCACCGCCCAAACCACUUCCUCGGCCACCUCCUCUGACGCGGCACACCACUGAACCUAUCAUGAGGUACCCAUCGUUGCCCUGUAGAGACCAAGAAGAAGAAGAAGAAGAAGGGGAAGGUUAUUUGGACAUAGUUCCAGACACAAAUCCUGAAGAUGUCAAUGAAAAGCAACCCGCCCUGUCAAGGUCUGUCCAGGGAUAUCCAGAUGGACGAAGCAUCCGUCGGCAUCAUAAUGAGAUAGUUCUUCCUUCCUCGGCUGUAAAACUCGACGUGGACAAGAUGCAAGUUGGGGCUCUCUUGGAAAAUAAACUCGGAGUCUACAUACUGCGUAGAAGUCAGAACGCACAGUCAGAGCGGGCUCUGUCCGUGUGGACUGGAGAUCGAGUACGACAUUACAUGGUGUUUCAGGAUGAAAAAGGCUACGCCCUUGAUCCUGAUGGCGUGCGAUGCAAAACAAUUGAGAAGCUAAUAAAACACUUUUACGACUUCACUUUACCAAGAUGUGACGUGAAACUUACAGCGCCUUAUAAAUAGAUUUGAAUGGACUAAAGGCUGACAUACAAAAAAAGGAUCAUCGAGUAACUAAUCAGAGUCAGCCAAAUCUUUCAUCUGUAAAAUUCAUCACGAUAAUUGUUGGUGUUGCUAAUGAAUCUUGUUGGGUGUUAUCAAACGGGUGAUAUUUUGUCUAGGUUGGACUAUAAUUUUAUACAAAAAUUAUUGCAAAUUCAGUAUUAAACGAUUCGAGGCUUUGAACAAUAACCCCGAACUGUGGGAUGUAUUCCUCAAAGCCUUAUUAUGUUGUCGAUUCCUUUACAUUGGAUUUUAAAAUGAAAUAUUUGAGCAAUUUGCGACUUGCUGAAUCGUCUUUUGUAAUUUUGUUGAUUUUUGAGGCAGAAUACGUCCUCAACAUACUUUACAUUAAGAUAGGGCCUCAUAUUCCCAAAGAAGAGUAGGGAUUGAAGAGAAGUAUUUUCCCUCAGGUGAUGCUUGGAAAAAUUUUAUGUCUUCACGAAAUGAAAACGCCCAGUUUUCUUUUUAAUGCCAGAUUUUCUUACUAUUGAGGUAUUGAACGUAUAGAAUUUUUACAAUUUAUGAUCGUUUGUUGUUUUGCAUGGACGGUUUAUGCUACUCAUCGCAGGUGUAUGAUUUUAACUUUAUAUUUUGAAGUUAGACAAAUAUGGAAGAAGGAUUAUGAUAUUCAUAGAAUCUCACAAAGGGGAAGAAAGAUCUGCUGACAAUUUUUGAAAAAAGUUUAUAUAAAUGCAAAACAAGGGACUUUGAUGUCGAGAGAUUUUAUACUAGUGUGUGGGCCGGUCCCACUUUUUCUGCAUAGAAAACGCCAUUGGCAAUUUGGAACCAAUAUGCAGUGCAUGGUGUUAGAAAUAAGACUUUAUGGCCAUAUUUUACCAUGUUCUCGUUAACAUCUUGCUCAUUAUGUGGAUAGAAUGAAAGUAAUUUUUAUUGUAUUUCUUUUUAAACUAAAAACUGUACAGUAUAUAGCGAUUAAAUGAAUUUUGCAUUGAUGCAUACGGAUGGUCGAUACCAACUGUUGAUUUACCAUGAAACAAUUUUCCUUAAAGUUUAACUGCGCAACUUUUUGGAUCAUUUACCGGAGCCAAUAAAAUCUCACAUCGCCUAUUUUUGAUCAUUUAUUUUCUGUCUUCAUAACGUGUUCGAUGAUCAUUCUCCCAAAACUGUUUUCAGAAUAUGAAUUCGUAACUAAUAUAUGAUUACUUUUUGUAAUCAGAGGAAUGUGUGGUAAAUUAUUGUAUAUUUUGAGAAUCAGCCUACUUAAAUCUUUUUUGAAACAUUGAAAUAAAACUAUAUUUUCCAUUUGA
Molecule: messenger RNA, 3321 nt
Organism: Pocillopora damicornis (cauliflower coral)
Lineage: Eukaryota; Metazoa; Cnidaria; Anthozoa; Scleractinia; Pocilloporidae
Product: SH3 domain-binding protein 2
Biological process (GO): signal transduction
Molecular function (GO): SH3 domain binding
Source: RefSeq, a predicted model, not a curated record